Messenger RNA from Aspergillus heteromorphus CBS 117.55, 2031 nucleotides. RefSeq lists its product as uncharacterized. Bases 40 to 1692 code for a protein of 550 amino acids. NCBI's taxonomy places the organism in Eukaryota, Fungi, Ascomycota, Eurotiomycetes, Eurotiales, Aspergillaceae. The record is from RefSeq and is a predicted model, not a curated record. The transcript has 5 exons.
CUUGCCUCAACACAACCACCUGCGGAUCACAACGCGAACAUGUCCAACAUGUCCCUUUCAGACUCGGAGCUCUCGUCGCUCUCGUCGGCGCCCCCGUCCGACGAAGAAACGGGCUCCAUGGCCAUCGAUGAGCCCGUGGGCAUCACCAAGUACUUCAAGAAGGAGUCUGAAUCUCCGCCGCCGAAGCGGGAGCCCUCACCACCCCACGAAUAUGUGCUGGCAGACAAUGCGGACGUUGCAUUCAUUGUAAUGUUCCGUGCGCGUUUCCACGAAGUGUUCCCGCGGUCGACACCACACUUCGGGCCACAGGAUAUCGAGAGAGGCGUCGCGGAGAUGCCGCUGGGGGAUCAUAUCGAGAGGCUGCUGUGUGCAUUUCUGGGGUUGGUGUUGAACAGGAAGAAGGAUGUGGACCGAAGUCACUACCAACGUCCCCUGGAAGAGGCGAUCCAAACUCAUGCUUCCCAAUGGCCCAAGGCUUGGCAAGGCAAGAACCCUCUACAUGGUGGCCGCACCUUCGCAACAAUGUCUCCAGAAGAACGCUUGCAAUUACUGAAGUCGCUGAUUCUAUGGUGCCUCUCCUCGUCCGACGCCGUCCAAGCUAAACUCAAAGAAUCUUACAAACAAUCCCGCCACGAAGACGACUUGAACCAACCUCUCUCCGUUCAAUCUUGGGGCCGCGAUGGCCUCAAGCGCAGAUACUGGCUCAUCGAGGGUCUAGACGAUACACAUUUCAGACUAUAUCGCGAGAGCAAUCCUUCCCUCAAAAAUGUUAGUUGGUGGAGUGUGGCGGGAAGCAUUCCUGAAUUGAAGGCUGUUGCGGACAGGCUCGACGAAGAGAAAAGCGUGCACUCAAAGAGACUCAGUGAGAAAAUAAGGAACUCAAUACCUCGUUUUGAGGGUUCAGAAGAAAAACGUAAACGCCGGGAUUACCGCAUUGCCCGAAAGGCAGCAUUUUCUCGGCCGGAGCCGGGGUUUUCUCUAUACGAAGGUCGCACUCGCGGGAAGAAAUUGAAAUAUACCUACUCCGAUGACGAGGAUAUCUUUUCCGAUGAUCUUCCCUCUACACGACGUUCAACCCGGAACACGUCUGGGGUGGAUACCCCACCCGAUCCGACGGGCCCCAGAUAUACAGCCAGCGGCAGGCAGAUUCGUUCUCGCGCGGGUGGAGUAUACGGCGAGACUUUGCUUAGUGGCAAUCGCGAGGACGUCCUCAGUGAAGAGGCUAGGCCGUCUAGAACGCGCUCCAGCCGAGCAAACGGAUAUAGUGACUAUAACAUGGAAGACGGAAUAGACGAAGGAUCGGAAGCCGGACAAUCCAGCGGGAAUGAAUGGCGAGGAGGCGAGGAAGAGGAAGAAGACAACGACUUCGAGGGCGACGAUGAGGGUGGGUUGAGUGGUGACGAGUCACUCGUGAACGGGGAAAACCCGAGCCUUGUGGUGCAGCUCAGAUACAACAAAGACAAGGCGGCGAGCAGUCCCAGUGGUGCUGCAGAAGAAUCCCUGGGAGAAGAGAAGGGCGAGACUAAACUGGCACCAGCAGCUGACACUGAGAUACCAAUGCCGGUUCAACCACAACCCGAGUUAAAUGGGAAAUCGACGACAACGCAGCCCCUAUCAGACAUGGACGCAAAGACUCUGCCCGAUGCUGCGGCCAAGACCACCAGCGUUUCCGCUGGGGCUGACUUACCCUAAUUACCCCCGGUCCAAUUCGGGCUACCAAAUGCCGAUGCGCAGAAUCGGUAGACCAUUCCUCGUGGCCGGCCAUUCAUCUGGCCUUGAUAGAGUUGUUUGCGGGAGCGCCUUCUGUCAGAUAUUACUUAUGAGAGGACAAAAUCCGGAGUUCUGUUCCCAGGCGUUCUGUUCUGUUUGUGGGAGGAGGCAAUUUGUCGGGGCAGCGUUGAGGGAAACCACGCUACUGUUAGAUUUGUGAGGUGGGCUGGAGUUUUCCGCGACUGCCAUAUAACAGGACGGUCAUGCUGUGAAUCUAUCUUCAAAUAGCGUAUGAUUAUUCAAGGAACGGGCUCCCUUCCC